Molecule: messenger RNA, 4056 nt
Organism: Diuraphis noxia (Russian wheat aphid)
Lineage: Eukaryota; Metazoa; Arthropoda; Insecta; Hemiptera; Aphididae
Product: cullin-3-like
Biological process (GO): ubiquitin-dependent protein catabolic process
Cellular component (GO): cullin-RING ubiquitin ligase complex
Molecular function (GO): ubiquitin protein ligase binding
Source: RefSeq, a predicted model, not a curated record
UACCGCUAACGCUCGGAGACGCACAGUAGCGCUGUAGCGGUUCGUCGUCGUAGUCGACGCGUAGACAAUAAUAAUAAUAAUAAUAACAUUUUAUUAUACUCGAAUAAAAUACAUCAUUAAAACGGGUCCGCCGCCUCCGACGACGGYGAGAAGAACUAUUGUGUGACUGGGUCUUUCCCUACUCGUUUACGCAACUGGCGACGGCGACUACCAACCAACUCGACUCGGAUUUACAAUUGUUUUUUUUCUUUCUUUAUUACCAAGCUUAUUUUUUAUAAUAUUGAUAAGCUACUCGUCUGCAGUAAGUUGUAGUUACCCACAAUCUAGUAUCUAUAUUCUACGUGCUAUAGGUACCGUUGUCGUUCGUUUAUACCCGAAUGUAAUUAAUAAUAAUAAUAAUAAUAAUAAUCAUUAUUAUUAUUAUUAUUAAUCAGUGGUACUAGUGGUAGUCUACACUGGACGCUUGUGAAUAAAUUGUUGAUAGUGUCGCCAACGCCGCACAAGCGCCAACGACCAGCGUUUUCGCCGGCAUAGACGGCCGAUUCGUGGCAAACGAGCUUUGCGCAAAACCCGACCACCACCGCCACUGCGAGACGGGCAGAAUGACGAUUACCUCUACUCGCUAAUCACCGCGAUUCUCGGCAAUACUACGAUAACGUUUAACUGUAAUUUGGUAAUAAUAAUAAAUAUUUACUCUACACUGUCUAGUAGAGCUUAUAAGUUAUAAUACGUAGCCACUGUCUAGCCGCGAGUGUYAGUUUUUCAGUUUUCCACCUCCACCUACACCGUCGCUGGUGAGCGUGUGUGUGUGUGCGAUUGUGAUUGUGAUUUGCGAGAAACAGUGUUUGUGUGCGUGCGUGCACUUUAGCGAGCCUCGACGUCCUAGUUCCGAUAUCGUUUCGUAUUGUUUUUCGUUUGUGCCUCAAACCGGACUUCCGCCUUCACAUUGCCGCAGUUAAAGUAUAGCAUCGCCAACUCUGAGAGUUCAGUGCGAGGUGCGAACUGAUAUUUUUACUUCGCUUUUGCCCGCCACCACUUCUCUAUUGUGCUUAAUUCAAUCUUAGGGUUUAACAUCUAUCUGUCCGUUGAUAUGACCACCACUGCUGUGAUCGCGUGGAAGUGAGCGUGAGCUCGAUCAGCUCUCUAUCAGCCGCCUGACAAACCAUAUCAACAGUCUUAUUGCAGACUCUCACUGCUCCACUUCAAUGCCCACCACGUCAAACACAGAAUGAUGAACGGUGUACCAAAGAAACGCACCAACUUGCGCAUCAAAGCUUUCCCGAUGUCAAUGGAUGAUAAAUUGAUUGAUAAUAUUUGGGUGUUAUUGAAAAAUGCUAUUCAAGAAAUUCAAAAGAAAAACAAUUCUGGUCUAAGUUUUGAAGAACUGUACCGAAAUGCUUAUACCAUGGUAUUGUUGAAACAUGGUGAGAAAUUGUAUACUGGCAUGAAAGAAGCUGUAAUAAGCCAUUUAGAAAAUAAGGUUAGAGAAGAUGUUCUAAAGGCAUUAAAUAACAAUUUUUUACAAGUUUUAAAUGUUGCUUGGAAUGACCAUCAAACUUCUAUGGUGAUGAUACGUGAUAUUUUGAUGUACAUGGACCGAGUUUAUGUUAAACAUAAUGAAGUUGAUAAUGUUUAUAAUUUGGGUCUUGUUUUGUUUCGCGAUCUAAUUGUUCGCUAUGGGUAUAUYCGUGAUCAUCUUCGAAUGACUCUGUUGAAUUUGAUAAAACUUGAAAGAAAAGGUGAAGUAAUUGAUAGAAUAGCCAUUAAAAAUGCAUGUCAAAUGUUAAUGAUUCUUGGAAUUACUGGACGUAUGGUUUAUGAAGAAGAUUUUGAAAAACCGUUUUUGGAACAAUCUGCUGAAUUUUAUAAAAUGGAAAGUCAAAAGUUUUUAGAUGAGAACAGUGCGUGUAUUUAUAUUAGAAAAGUUGAAUCUAGAAUUAUAGAAGAAUCAGAACGAGCAAAACAUUACCUAGAUGAUUCAACUGAGAGUCGAAUUGUUGAAGUUAUUGAAAUAGAACUAAUUAAAAGGAAUAUGAAAACCAUUGUUGAAAUGGAAAAUUCUGGUGUUGUAUACAUGUUAAAGAACAACAAAAUUGAUGAUUUAGCAUGCAUGUACAAGUUAUUAUCACGGGUUUCUGAAGGUUUAAAAACUAUGUCUGAUUGUGUUAGUCAGUAUUUACGGGAAUUAGGAAAAUCACUCGUACAAGAACAAGAUAUUAAUACUAAUGCAGUCAACUAUAUUCAGUUAACUGAAAAUGAUGUAGAAUUAGUCUUGGACAAAGCUAUGGUUAUUUUUCGCUUUCUUCAAGAAAAAGAUGUAUUUGAAAGGUAUUAUAAACAGCAUUUAGCAAAGAGAUUACUUUUAAAUAAGUCUGUCAGCAAUGACAAUGAAAAAAAUAUGAUCUCAAAACUCAAGACUGAGUGUGGCUGUCAAUUCACAUCAAAACUGGAAGGUAUGUUUAAAGAUAUGUCCAUAUCUAAUACUAUCAUGGAAGAAUUUAAAGAAUAUGCUGCUAAGUCUAAUAAUCGGUACUUACAUGCUGUGGAUCUUACUGUGAGAGUAUUAACUACAGGGUUCUGGCCUACCCAUGCAUUAUCGAAGUGUAAUGUACCAUUAGUUCCUAGGAGUGCUUUUGCAGAAUACCGACUAUUUUAUUUGGGGAAACAUAACGGACGACAACUAACAUUGCAACCACAACUUGGAUCAGCUGAUUUGAAUGCUGUAUUCUAUGGUCCAAAACGAUCAGAUAAUGAAUUAUCGACAAGUAUAUCUUCAGCUAAUUCCCUCAACCCAACUACUGUGCGAAAACACAUAAUUCAAGUGUCGACAUAUCAGAUGUGUAUUCUUUUAAUGUUCAAUACUCAUGAAAAAUUAUCUUUUGAAGAUAUACAAAGUGAAACUGAUAUUCCUGACAAAGAUUUAAUAAGAGCAUUACAAUCAUUAGCAUUAGGGAAACCUUCACAGCGUAUACUUUUGAAAACUCCUAAAUGUAAAGAAAUAGAAUUAAAUCAUGAAUUCUGUGUUAAUGAAUCAUUUACUUCAAAAUUGCAUAGAGUGAAAAUUCAAACAGUUGCAGCUAAAGGUGAAACUGAACCAGAAAGAAAAGAAACUAGAAGCAAGGUAGAUGAAGACCGUAAGCAUGAAAUUGAAGCUGCUAUUGUACGCGUUAUGAAAUCUCGGAAAAAAAUGAUUCAUAAUGCCCUUGUGUUAGAAGUUGUAGAACAACUCAAAGUCAGAUUCUUACCUUCUCCUGUUAUUAUCAAAAAAAGAAUCGAAGGACUGAUUGAAAGAGAAUACCUUGCAAGAUCAGCUGAAGAUAGACGAACUUAUCUUUAUGUUGCAUAAAAUGUGUAUUUUAAAUUGUAUAUUAAGUCUUCCUAUGUAAAAAUUGACAACUAAAUAUUUGUACAGUAUCUUCUAGCUAAAAUGUACCGCUAAUUAUUUCAGAUGGAUGACCUUUGAUUAAAAUGUGGUUAUGGUAAGUGAAAUUAGGUACCUGUAAUACACAUUUUGAGAAAAUUUCAAUAGUUUCAAGCGGAUUUAGGUAAACCAUUUUUGUUUAAAGUUUUUUUUUAAAUUGAAUAAUGGACCAAGUUGAUAUGUAAUUUGAAUAAUCCAUUCAUCUUUUGUUAACAAAUCUUUGUUUUUCUUUGCUAAUUUUAUUUGAUUCCUUUCAAUUGACAUAAAUUUACAUACUUUUUGUAUAAAAAAUGUAAUAAUUAGUAACAUAAUUUUGUUAUCAACAGGAAUUAUUUUUAGAUUCCAAUUCUAAUAUUGUCAGCUUAGUAAUUAUAACAAUAUAAUCAACCAAUUUUUUGAAUAAAAAUCAGUCCAACUUAUCUGUUUAAAUAAAUUGAUUUUGUUAAAGAAAAUGGUUAGGUUAUGUAAGAAAUUGUCUCAAAAUGUAUAUUUAAUGCUCCUGAAAAUCUAAUUUCUGUCUAAUUUUAUCCAUUUGUAAUAGUGGUACCUCUAUCAUGAUAACACAUUUACAUAUUAAAUUAGGGACUCGUUCCUAUUAAAAAAAAAAAUCAUUGGAGUAAAUGAACAAAAUAUAC